Molecule: messenger RNA, 1730 nt
Organism: Ruditapes philippinarum (Manila clam)
Lineage: Eukaryota; Metazoa; Mollusca; Bivalvia; Venerida; Veneridae
Product: lon protease homolog, mitochondrial-like
Exons: 9
Biological process (GO): proteolysis; chaperone-mediated protein complex assembly; mitochondrion organization
Cellular component (GO): mitochondrial matrix
Molecular function (GO): serine-type endopeptidase activity; ATP hydrolysis activity; ATP-dependent peptidase activity
Source: RefSeq, a predicted model, not a curated record
AUGACGAGAGAACACGUGUUCUCUUCAAUUAAACAAAGUAUGAACAAGAAAUAGUUGAGGGAAGGAAUUUAUGAUGUAGCAGAAAUCAAAGGUCAUCGUCGUACAUAUGUUGGCUCCAUGCCAGGAAAAUUAAUCCAGUGUUUGAAGGCAACACAGACUGAGAAUCCGUUAGUUCUAAUAGAUGAGGUUGAUAAGAUUUUCAGAGGACAUAUAGGAGACCCUACAUCAGCAUUGUUAGAAGUAUUAGAUCCAGAACAAAAUGCCAACUUCUUAGAUCAUUAUCUUGAUGUCAAUGUUGAUCUAUCUAAAGUAUUAUUUAUCUGUACUGCCAAUAAUCGUGAGAGAAUUCCCGGACCAUUGUUAGACAGGAUGGAGCUUAUAGAUUUAUCUGGUUAUGUUGCUGAGGAGAAGUUAGCUAUAGCUGAGAAACAUUUGGUGCCUCAAGCUCAGGAACACUCGGGAAUCAAGGCAGAUCAGGUGACGCUAUCCCAGAAUGCCCUCCAGGAAUUAAUACACCAUUAUUGUAGAGAGAGUGGUGUGAGAAAUCUACAGAAACAUGUAGAAAAGAUUUACAGGAAAGCUGCAUUUAAAAUAGUAUCUGGAGAUGCCACGAAUGUUAUAGUUGGUUUAAAUGAACUACAAGAUUUUGUUGGCAAGCCCCUGUUUACAAAGGAUAGGAUGUACCAGUCAACUCCUGCUGGUGUUGUUACAGGCCUGGCAUGGACGUCCAUGGGUGGAGCAUCAUUAUAUAUAGAGACAAUCAUUAAGAAAGCAGUUGACAAUGACCCGGAAAAGAAAGGUUCUCUAGAGAUUACAGGUAACAUUAGUAAAGUGAUGGAAGAGAGUGUACAUAUAGCAUACACCCAGGCUAAGUUGUUACUUGAUAAACUAGAUCCAGGAAACAAACAACUCGAAAAGGGCGAAUUACAUCUUCAUAUACCAGAGGGAGCCACACCAAAAGAUGGACCAAGUGCUGGUGUUACCAUAGUUACAGCAUUAUUGUCUCUAGGUCUUGAUAAGCCAUGUAGACAAGAUCUAGCUAUGACAGGAGAAAUCUCUCUUACAGGCAAAGUUCUAGCUAUAGGUGGAGUGAAAGAAAAAGUUCUAGCAGCAAGGAGAGCAGGUAUGAAAUGUGUCAUUCUGCCAGAAGAAAACCGUAAAGACUUUGCAGACCUACCUGACUGUAUCACAAAGGACUUAGAAUUUUUAUUUUGCAGACAAUUACACUGAUGUUUUUUAGAAUUGCAUUCCUGAUCUCAUACCACCAAGUUGAUAUUUGCUAGUGGCAACGAAAGAGUGAAAAAGACAUAUAUGAAACUGUUUGUGUAAUGUAAAGUGUGGGAAAUCCAACUUGGAUUUUAAGUGUAAUGUUUAAGGGUCAUGCCUUUAGUUGAGAUCUGAGAUGAUGAGAGUAUGUGAGUUUAACAAGAGAAUGGUAGUGACAAGUUGGGUCUGUUUUGUGAGCACUGUAGGAAGGGCAUUAAGUCUUUAUGUGCUCAUGUUCAUGAAUUUAAAAUAAAUAUAAGGCUUGGCACAGUAUUGGUACAGUAUGUGUUACAAUCACAGUUUGAAUCUUGAUAGUAUAACACAUGUAAUUCUUCCGUCAUUGAUUUGGUUUGCUAAAAAUAGAAGACUUGACAUACGAAUACGAAUACAGGCAAGUUAUACUCAUACAGAAUACACACAAAUAGGUUGAUAAUUGUCACAUAAUGACAGCAAAUUUCAAGAUU